Messenger RNA from Achroia grisella, 1802 nucleotides. Its product is annotated as dynein intermediate chain 3, ciliary-like. Gene Ontology annotation, cellular component: outer dynein arm. The coding region runs from base 53 to 1774 and encodes 573 amino acids. Gene Ontology annotation, molecular function: dynein light chain binding; dynein heavy chain binding. Gene Ontology annotation, biological process: cilium movement; outer dynein arm assembly. The record is from RefSeq and is a predicted model, not a curated record. The transcript has 7 exons. NCBI's taxonomy places the organism in Eukaryota, Metazoa, Arthropoda, Insecta, Lepidoptera, Pyralidae.
UAUUUUCUUAGAAUUGUAUUUCAAGUAAUUUUUAUUAUAAUAUAACGUAAUCAUGGAUAUAACGUUUCAAUACACGAGGAAGCGCUGCGACUUCGGCCGGCAGCCGAUGUUCUGCGAGCAGGGCCCAGAGAUGUGCGACAGCAUCGCCACCGACGUCGCCCAGCACCGCCACUACAUGCUGCGCAACCCGGUGCACCAGCCCACGCAGCACACGCCCGCCUUCUCCGAGCGGCGCGUCAACACCAUCAGGGCUGAGUACACGUGUUCGGGUGCCCAUCAUGCCGAGGGUGGCUGGCCCAGGGACGUCAACAUUAUAGACCCUGAAGCGACGCAGCGUUACAGACGCAAAAUAGAGAAGGACGACAACUACAUACAGUGCGUUAUGUCUCUUUCUACAGGUAUGGAGCAUUAUGUUUUACAAAACAACUCGAUCGACAUGUACCGCACGUACUACGCGGAGAUGUCAUCUCAGCCGGCCCUCGAGAGAAACAGUUGCCGCACGGUCAACGUGUACCGGGACGGGGCCGGGGACGGAGGCGGCCGGACCACGGGCCCCAGACGUCCCAUCACCUCUAUUUGCUGGCAACCCGAAGGCGGACAUCGGUUCGCGGCCACUUACGCGGACGUGGACUUUUAUCGUAACACUCACUCGACCGUCGACUCGUACAUAUGGGACAUAGAGAACGCAAACUUUCCUGAAGUAGUUAUUCAUCCAACAGUGCCGUUGCUCGAUUUACAAUUCAAUCCCCGCGACCAGAACGUUCUAGCAGGUGGACUAAUCAACGGUCAAGUGGGAUGUUGGGACCGUCGGCGAGGAGGCGUCCCGGUGGGUGCAUGCCCGCCGCACGUGGCGCACCGGGACCUGGUGCGUAACGUGCUGUUCAUUAACUCGAAGUCGGGUCAAGAAUUCUUCUCGGCGGGGCCGGACGGCGCUUGCAAGUGGUGGGACAUGCGCAACCUCAAUGAGCCCACAGACGAAAUGAUCAUAGACGUGGUGAAGUCGUCCUUCGAUACGCAAAGCAUGGCCAACGCUAACGGUGUGACGGCGCUAGAGUACGAGCCCACGAUACCCACACGGUUCAUGGUGGGCACCGAAAACGGCUUGGUCGUCGGGGGCAACCGCAAAGGAAAAACACCUAUGGAAAAAUUACCAGCUAAAUUUGAAGCACACGUGGGACCUGUAUGGUCAAUAGAGCGGAACCCUGGCUUUCUGAAAAACUUUUUGACGGUAGGAGACUGGACGGUGCGCGUGUGGAGCGAAGACUGUCGGGAAUCGGCCGUCAUUUUCUCUCCACCGCAUCGUCACAAGAUCACCGCUGGUACUUGGAGCCCGACGCGGUUAUCGUUGAUGCUGUUGGCGCAGUGGAACGGUAUGAUAGCAAUCUGGGACCUGCUGCGUCGCCAGCACGCGCCGGUGCUCACCAUGCAGGUGUGCGAGGAGCCGCUGCUGCGUGUGCGAGUACACGAACAGGGGAACAUGGUGGCGUGUGGAAGUCGAAAAGGAAACAUCUACAUGAUAGAGCUCUCGCAGACCCUCACGCACUCCGAUAAAAACGACAAGGGACUCCUCACUGCGAUGUUCGAAAGGGAAAGCAAACGCGAGCGCAUCCUGGAAGCGCGCCUGCGGGAAAUCCGCUUGAGACAGCGGCAGGCGGAGGAGGGCUCCCCGCGCGCGUCGGCCGCCGACCUGGAGCCCGCGCUCGGGGACCGCGACCUCGCCGACGCCGCCGCGCACUACCACCAGCUCGUCAACAAGGAGCGAGCCGCCAUGUAGACCGUCACCGGUCACCGGUCACCAGUCA